Messenger RNA from Girardinichthys multiradiatus, 1783 nucleotides. RefSeq names its product apelin receptor b (gene aplnrb). The coding region runs from base 104 to 1174 and encodes 356 amino acids. Lineage: Eukaryota; Metazoa; Chordata; Actinopteri; Cyprinodontiformes; Goodeidae. Gene Ontology annotation, molecular function: G protein-coupled receptor activity. The record is from RefSeq and is a predicted model, not a curated record. The transcript has a single exon. Gene Ontology annotation, biological process: G protein-coupled receptor signaling pathway; immune response. Gene Ontology annotation, cellular component: membrane.
CACACGCAGCCACAGACUUUACAGUGUUUCAGCUCCAGUGGAUCUAUCUGCCUUAUACAAAUAUUUUUAUUUUUAUUUAGAUUACGUCAAAGCAAAGAAGAAGAUGGAUUUGACUACAGCUCCUUAUGACUACUAUGAAUACGAGGAGACAGAGAACUCCACUAUGUGUGACUAUUCAGAGUGGGCGCCAUCAUACUCUGUCAUCCCGGUGCUCUACAUGCUCAUUUUCAUCCUAGGCCUCUCAGGAAACGGAAUCGUCAUCUUCACUGUGUGGAGGGCUCAAGGCAAGCGUCGAGCCGCUGACAUCUACAUCGGCAACCUGGCCCUGGCUGACCUCACCUUCGUAGUCACUCUGCCCCUCUGGGCUGUUUAUACUGCCAUGGGCUACCACUGGCCCUUCGGAGUGGCCCUAUGUAAGAUCAGCAGCUACGUGGUGCUUCUCAACAUGUAUGCCAGCGUCUUCUGCCUCACCUGCAUGAGUUUUGACCGGUACCUGGCCAUCGUCCACUCCCUGUCCAGCUCCCAGCUGCGCACCCGUGGACACAUUCGAGCGUCUCUUGCAGUCAUCUGGGCACUGUCUGGUCUCUUGGCUGCCCCUACUCUUCUCUUUCGCACAAUCAGGUAUGACCAGCAAAGCAACCGAACAUCUUGUGCUAUGGACUUCAGCCUGGUUUUGACCCAUAAGGAGGAGGAGAACCUGUGGAUCGCCGGUCUCAGCAUCUCCUCAUCGGCUCUGGGUUUUCUCCUUCCAUUCCUUGCAAUGAUGGUCUGCUACUGCUUCAUCGGCUACACAGUCACACGCCACUUCAACACCUUGCGCAAGGAGGAUCAGCGUAAAAGAAGGCUGCUGAAGAUCAUCACCACCCUGGUGGUGGUGUUUGCUGUCUGCUGGCUGCCAUUCCACCUCGUGAAGACUGCUGAUGCCCUGUCGUACGUGGACCUGUUCCCCACCACCUGCGACUUCCUGCGCUUCCUGUUGCUGGCUCACCCCUACGCUACCUGCCUGGCUUACCUGAACAGUUGUCUUAACCCCUUCCUUUAUGCCUUUUUUGACCUGCGUUUCAGAUCUCAGUGCCUGUGCCUCCUCAACCUGAAGAAAUUCCUGCAUGCCAGUCCAAACAGCUCCCUUUCCUCACAGAAGACAGAGGCUCAGUCUCUGGCCACAAAGGUGUGACCACAGUGGGGGAAGAGGCAAACAAUGCAGAAAAGGGCAGGUUGAAAGACAAAACUUUGCAGCAUCAUCUGCAAUAAGUUUCAGGGUGUCACCUUUGCCCGGCUGCCCCAAUCUCCCCCCCCCACCCCUUGGCCUCUGACUGUGUGGACUGACGAGGACUGAAUGUUGUUGAUGUGUGUGUGGGGGGGUUGGGGGUGGGGGGUGGGGUGGGGGGUGUUGAAUCACACUGAAACUCCAGACUCUUUAAGUGGCAGUGAAACAAAACAAUAAUGGAAAAUGCCUGAAACUCUGUUGAAGAAAUAUUGACUGGAUGCUCAUGAAAUCCUCAUGGUUCUUGUGUGGACUUUUUGAACUGGACAAGCUAUGCAUUCACCGCUGAUGUUCUUCUUGUCAUUAGUGAACACUUGAGGAGUGAUCAGCCGGUGCUACAGUAUCUUCCCCACGGAUGGCAGCGCUACGUCUCCUUCUGUAGGAAGGAUGUGCCAGUCGGCAAAGAAGGUGUUGGAGUCAGAUAAGAUGUUGUAAAUUGUAAAUUUGUGCGUGUGUGUGUGUGGGUGUGUGUGUGUGUGUGUGUGUGUGUGUGUGUGUGUGUGUGUGUGUGUGUGUGAG